CCUCCUCAUCCUCAGCAUCGCUCCUCCAGUGGAUAUAAAUGUUCUCCCACACAGAGGGCUCAGGCUAAGUGUUUCUGGUUUCCUUAUCUAAAAGGAUCUCUAUCCUGCUUUAACGAGGCACUUGACCUCCCUCGGCGCUCCUCUUCUCCCUGGGUGACGCAAAAAAAGAAAGAAAAAAAAAAGUGGGCUGGCGAAGCGCUAAGUGCAGUAUAGUUUAGAGGACUAUCGGAGCACACCGAAACAUCACUCGUUUAGAGCGCCUAUGUCGGUUCAGCCGUCUCUCUCGGAUGUUAUUCCAAUGCAAAUACCUCGGCGGAGAUACCGGCAUGUGUACGGAUGUGUGUGAGAAAAAGACAACACUGACUUUUUCCUCAAACUUUAGCAACCUCCUCCAUUCAGUAAGUUGAGAGGUGGAUGAAACUUUUUUUUUAUUUUUAUUUUUUUGUGUGUUUUUUUUGUGUGAAUGAGUGUCCAGUCGCUGGCUGCCACAUCUGGACGUCGUCGGAGCUGUCAAGCCAACGUUCAGCCGGACCUUACCUGACUCCCCCCACCCCCCCCCCCCCUUCCCCCCUCCCCUCCUUUACUUUUGUCGUCCCUGAACUUUUAAGGCGGAAUACUGGACUUUAAGCUAGUGUCUCUUUUAUUUUAUUUUUAAACUUUUUUUUUCUUUUUUUCUUCUUUAUAAUUACAAGGCACAAAAUGGGACACUCAGUCCUCAGAAUAACAUGCGUCUUAAUGGUGGUUACCUGUCUCUUGGAUAAAAGGGUAGAAUCCAAUGAAAACGGCCUGAACCCCCAAUAACCAAACCUUAAUGCCACACGGUGUUUCCAUACCGGGUUUUUACGCGGCGCCAGCUGGGGUGUGAUUCGAAACCCCGCGAACGGCUUCCCGCAAUCCAGGGGUCCAAUUGCCACCCUGAGGGGCCCGCAACCCUUCCGGGGGCAAAGCUGGAACUGCUCCAAAAAUUUGGGGACCGGACAAAAUACCCUACACAGCAUAGUCUUUAAAAGAGGUUUCAGAGAGAGUGCCUUUGCGUAUGCCAUCGCAGCAGCAGGUGUGGUGCACGCAGUGGCCAACGCCUGCUCCAUGGGCAAACUGAAAGCAUGCAGCUGUGACAAGAAGCGACGUGGGGACGAGGAGGCCUUUCGCAUCAAACUGCACCGUUUGCAACUGGAGGCCAUCCACCGGGGGAAGGGUAUGGUACACGGCGUCAUGGAGCACUUCCCUGCCGACUUGCCGGGACCCCAGGAUUCCUGGGAGUGGGGCGGCUGCAGCCCUGAUGUGGAAUUUGGCGAGAAGUUCUCGAGGGACUUCUUGGAUGCACGUGAAACCUACAAGGACAUCCAUGCCCGUAUGAGACUGCAUAAUAACAGAGUUGGGAGACAGGUGGUGCUCGACCACAUGAGAAGGAAAUGCAAGUGCCACGGGACGUCAGGGAGCUGCCAGCUGAAGACCUGCUGGCAGGUCACCCCAGAGUUCAGGGUGGUCGGCUCAAUCCUCAAAGAGCGCUUCCACAUCGCCACGCUUAUCAAGGCUCACAACCGAAAUACCGGACAACUCGACCACUCCAACCACCACAACCACCAUAACCAUCACAAUCACCACCACCAUCAUCAGAACAACCACCACAAUCACCACCACCAUACGCAUCGGCGGCGGCCAAGCAUCAACGAACUGGUCUACUUUGAAAAGUCGCCAGAUUUCUGCGAGAGGGACCUGGGAUCAGACUCGGUGGGCACGCAGGGCCGGAUCUGCAACAAGACCAGCCCCGGCAUGGACAACUGUGAGAGCCUGUGCUGCGGGAGAGGCCACAACAUCCUGCAGCAGACUCGGAGUGAACGCUGCAACUGCAAGUUUCACUGGUGCUGUUACGUGGUGUGUGAAGAGUGCAGGAUUACAGAGUGGGUCAGUGUCUGUAAAUGAAGAAACACACACUAAAAGACUGUACACAAUAAAGAAAACAAAGAAAAAGAAAAAAUAAUCGACACUAUUAAUUUGAAAGGGGAAUAUGACUGUAAUAUAUUGGCCCCAUACCUUUUUGCGGUGGACUGCUUUUUUCCAGAAGAGCGAGGACAGAGCGUUUAAGCAGUUGAGCCAGCUGAAAGAUAGUGCAUGUUGAUAGAGAGUGUGCAUCCGCGGGAUAUGUCUAAAGCUGCCACAACUCAAAGAGCUUGGAUUUUUACUGGCUUCCUUUUGAGACUAAGGGACAUCGUUAUAACAGAUAAAUAUCUGAAAGCUCUGAAUAUGACAUCUGGGCAAAAACAAACAACAAAACAUUGUUGUUUCAUCAGCGUAUGUUGACUGACGUACAGCUGCAUGAGAUUCAGGUGAGCAAAGAGAAAGUUGAGAGUGAGCAGUAGAUUGCAUGCAGAAAGAAAAUAAUAUUGCUUUAUAGCACCAGCAGUAUACAAAGUGGAAAGGCUGAUAAAAAAAAUAUAUAUACCUUUUCGCACAUCAGGAUUCACAAAGCACAGGAUUUAACACAGCACAACACAACUGGAGCACUUAAGGAUAUAGUAACUUGUUUAAGGGCAGUUCAGAAGUUUCAGUGUUUAUAGCAGCUACCAUGUCAUAGACAGAAAACUCAGCAGGGGAUUGUGUGGCUCAGCUGACACUUUGUAGAUGUACCAGUCAGUGUUACUUGUAUGCAUAAUGUGUAACCCUGUUAACGGUGAUCACACCCCUCAAUAAAUACAUUCACACCAGUGGUGUAGUCUACGAAAUACGCAGGUAUACGCAGUACACCCACUAGGAAAGCUCCAGGAUUUCCAUAUACCCACUUAAACAUUGCACAAUGACAUGUAACAAAAUACUUUGCAUUAAUAUUUUGAUAUACUUUUGAAUUAUCAUCUGUUUUUUUUUUUUCUCGCAUAGGCUAAUUAAAGUUAUUUCCACCCUAAAUUGGGGCAUAAAAGUGUGUCAGAAUACAGGAAAGGAAGUCUUUGACGCUCUAAAUUUUCCUGGGGGAGGACAUCCAGACCCGUCACUAUGAUAUGGGCCCCCCAUCCUGGCCCAUUUACAGUACAGUAUACCAACUACAAUACAUUAGGCUACACCACUGAUUCACACGAGUCCCAGGACAGACUGGGCUAUUUCAAGCAGAAGGUUCCAUUAAAGGGGCAAACUGUAGCAAUGAUGAAUCAGAGUUGAUCAAAAGACACAUCUUAUAGUCUGAUUAUUGGUAAGAGUCCUUAUAUCAGACCCUUGCAACUGAGACCAUUUCCUUCCCUAUAAUACAGGGUGUUGAAAUUAAAUCCAAACAAAUUAAUUUCCAAUAGAGUAAGGACACACACUGGCCCUAAACACAAUAAGAUUCAUUUUGUGAAUCCAUUUUAAAACCAUUGAGCUUGUACAGAUGAUUUUUUUUCUUUUUUAAAGUAUAUUACAGCCUACCUAAACAGAGCACAGAUACAUUGUCCUUACUUAUCCAAGAUGCCCCAUGUGUUGUCUGUGUUGUGUUUGUUGUCUAUGUUGUGUGUGUAAGAGGGCUGCCAGAGGACAGUACACAGUAGACGGUCAUUUAAGAGCUUUUAUCUUCAGCAUGAUCUGAGCAGCAUUGUACAUAAAACUGAAAAUUUCUGCACAAAUAACACCAUCAUUUAAAUCGACAGUGCCUCAAGAAACUGAGCGCACAUGAACAGGCUUUGGUUCCUCACACUCUAAACAUCCCAAGCUGCCAUCAAUCAAAGUGUUUCCUGUUUUGUGAUGCAAUGUACUGUGUGCGACACUGUAAGCUCCUUGUGCUAUAUCCACACUCACCUUCUUCACACUUCUUCGAUGUGUGAAAAUAAGGAUAUUCUGUUAUCAACUUCAAAGUAUAUUCUAAAUAACAAAGUUAAUAUGGAAGUCUGCCUUUGCACAUUUUGAAGGUCAUAUUUGGUUUUUAAGAAACGUGUAUGAGUGUGAGGCUCCUUAUCAGACAGUGUAAUUUAUUUCAAGCAUAUGUGUUUCUGUGUUGAAAGCAGAAAAAAAGAAUCUGGAAUUGUUUCCAGUUGACCAGAUUAUUUUGAUUCUGAUAAGUAGUUUGCACAUACAGAACUGUGUCCAGGAAAACUCUGGGAGAAAUCAGCAAUAGGUAUUUUUUUUUUAUUGUCAUAAAUGUAAUGUAUGUCUGUAUUUUUAUGUUUUUACUAUGAUUAUUAUCUAAGUUAUUUUAUUUUUGUGGAUAACUUAAUAUUUGUAAGACAAUAAAGAAAGAUCAUAAUAUUGAAAGGGGCUUGAAUCAAUGUGAU
Molecule: messenger RNA, 4232 nt
Organism: Etheostoma spectabile (orangethroat darter)
Lineage: Eukaryota; Metazoa; Chordata; Actinopteri; Perciformes; Percidae
Gene: wnt10a
Product: wingless-type MMTV integration site family, member 10a
Biological process (GO): cell fate commitment; multicellular organism development; neuron differentiation
Cellular component (GO): extracellular region
Molecular function (GO): cytokine activity; frizzled binding
Source: RefSeq, a predicted model, not a curated record